This is a messenger RNA of Leptinotarsa decemlineata (Colorado potato beetle), 2719 nucleotides long. It is a transcript of the gene Rgl, whose product is annotated as Ral guanine nucleotide dissociation stimulator-like. NCBI's taxonomy places the organism in Eukaryota, Metazoa, Arthropoda, Insecta, Coleoptera, Chrysomelidae. Gene Ontology annotation, biological process: Ras protein signal transduction. The record is from RefSeq and is a predicted model, not a curated record. Gene Ontology annotation, molecular function: guanyl-nucleotide exchange factor activity. Gene Ontology annotation, cellular component: plasma membrane.
AUGAUGUUUGUGAAUAAGCAUAAUAUUAUUAAUAGCAGUCAGUUUGGGUUUCAGAGUUUGAAAAACACGGAAGAUGCUAUGUUUCAUCUACUGAAAAACGUUUAUCUCAAUUUAAAUAAUCGUGAAGUAGCAGCGGCAGUUUUUUGCGAUCUUUCAAAAGCUUUGGAUUGCGUGGAUCAUGAAAUUCUGCUGCGAAAACUAGAAGUGUAUGGUUUUAGAGAUAUAUCUUUGAAAUGGUUCAGAUCAUACCUGUCAGAACGUACUCAGAAAGACAAACUCCCGGACAACAUAUCCCAUCUCCAGACAGUUACUUGUGGUGUUCCACAAGGAUCGGUUCUAGGUCCAAUUCUCUUCUUGAGUUUGAAAAACACGGAAGAUGCUAUGUUUCAUCUACUGGAAAACGUUUAUCUCAAUUUAAAUAAUCGUGAAGUAGCAGCGGCAGUUUUUUGCGAUCUUUCAAAAGCUUUCGAUUGCGUGGAUCAUGAAAUUCUGCUGAGAAAACUAGAAGUAUAUACCAGAGAAGCAUACAUAGAUCCGCUCUUAGCACCACCUCCUGCUUUCGCGAUGAGAUCUGUAGCGGCAGGUUGGAGAGUGUAUAAUUUACCCGAUGUACCUGUACGUCACUUUGCAGAACAACUCACCAGAAUGGAUGUGGAUUUGUUCAAAAAGCUGGUUCCACAUCAAUGCCUAGGUGCUGUCUGGUCAAGAAGGGACAAGAGCAGAUCGCAUGAUGCAGCCACCGUACUAGCCACUGUGAAUCAAUUCAAUGCGGUAUCUUUUCGAGUUAUAUCAUCCAUUCUAGUCGAACCUGGGCUCAAAUCUAGUGAUAGAGCAGCAAUAAUAUCUACAUGGAUUGAUAUAGCACAGGAACUCCGCUUGAUUAAGAACUUUUCCAGUCUCAAGGCUAUCAUCAGUGGUUUGCAAAGCAAUCCUAUAUACAGGCUGCAGAAAACCUGGCAGGCGAUUCCAAAGGAAAAAAUCGAAAUGUUCACCGAACUGGCAAGGAUUUUCAGUGAAGACAACAACCAAAUGAUACAGAGGGAGUUGUUGAUGAGAGAGGGCACCGCCAAAUUUGCAGACACUUUCGGAGAAAACGACAAACACUUGCAGAAAGUUUUUCAAAAACAGAAUCAUCACACGGCCAACAUUUUUUUCGGCACCAUACCUUACCUAGGAACCUUCUUGACUGAUCUUACGAUGAUUGAUACAGCCAUACCUGACACAAUAGGAGAUGGUCUAAUCAAUUUCGAUAAGAGACGAAAGGAGUUUGAGGUUUUGGCUCAGAUAAAGUUACUGCAAGGUGCUGCAAAUGCCUACCAUUUUUCUGAAGACCCGGCAUUUGACCGAUGGUUUGACACAAUCCUGGUGUUAGAUGACAGAGAAGCCUACCAACUCAGUUGUCAGAUCGAACCGUCAGCAGGUACCAACAAUUGUAAAACAAAGAAACGUACUUCGGGCCACCAGAAAAAUGACUCGAUUGCAAGCACCUCAAGCAGCAAUAGUUCCCAGUUUUACUGUGAUAUCGACAGCACUCCCAGUUCCCCCCACAACAGCAUCGACAGGAAACUCAGUCCGUCACAGAUGUCCAGUUCCAGCAGCAGCUCAUCCAUACCUUCUCUGGACAUCUCGUUGAACAGUUCACAUUCGGGCAGUGCGAAUAAUAAAUUGCAAGUGCCGUUUAAUAAUUCUGGGACUUUGAGUAAUAACUCGCAGAAGAGCAGUCCAGAUUUCUAUAUCAUUAAGGUGACAUACGAGACGGACAGUGUGGAAACGGAUGGCAUUGUGUUGUACAAAAGUAUUAUGUUGAGUAAUAAUGAAAGGACACCUCAGGUGAUACGGAAUGCCAUGUAUAAAUUGUGUCUGGAGGGAAAUCCUGAUCAGUACACUCUUGCUCAAGUUCUGCCUGAUAAAGAGAUGGUCCUUCCUCCAAACUCCAACGUUUAUUACGCAGUAAACACUCAGUACAACCUGAACUUCAUUUUACGUCCUAAAAAGACUGAAGAGAAGGACACUCCCGGAAAGAACUCGAAAAGUAAAUACAAAUUGUAGUUUUUGAUAUUGUAUACGGAAAGGAUGAACGUUUUAUUCCUGAACGAUUUUCGUAAAGUAUAUAUUGGUGAACUCUUUGAGCUGUUUAUGACAAAUAAUCAAUGAAACAAAUAACAUCUGUGAUAAAGCACAAAAUACUCUCAUCAUCACGUUGUGUGGUAAUUUUAAUUUAUUUAGAAAAUGUAACAAUGUAACUAACUCUCUUCGCUAACAAACUAAUUGUUCAGUUUAUUAUUUUCAAACGUGCAAUUUCGAGCAACAUUGCUUUUUACCUAAACUGAAUUUUAUAAAACUAAAACUUUCGCAUGGAGGAAGUAGAUUUGUCUUCAAUUUAUAGAUAUUUUUGACAGAAUUUAUAUUAGGUUCAUUAGGUGUCGACUUUCUCAUAUAAUUCAAUGUUGAGGAAUGUGUAGAUAAUGUAUGUAUUAAUUGUAAAGAAAUGUGUAUUGAUUUUGUGAAAAAGUGGUGUAAUUGCUAGGACCAAUUCCUUUUCCAACCGACCAAUCUUUUAGCAAUAUUGUAAUUUUUGAUGCCUGAGUAUCUCUAAUAUAGUGGAAUUAAUGUCAAAGCAAUGGUUAACCCUUUGCUACUUAAUUGUAAAUAAUUUUGUAAUAUCAUAAACAGAUUUAUUUUUAUUGUAUUUUUCUAUUAAAAACACCUUACUAGUGAA